This is a messenger RNA of Coregonus clupeaformis (lake whitefish), 2905 nucleotides long. RefSeq names its product acetylcholine receptor subunit beta-like. Gene Ontology annotation, biological process: nervous system process; regulation of membrane potential; signal transduction. Bases 283 to 1788 code for a protein of 501 amino acids. NCBI's taxonomy places the organism in Eukaryota, Metazoa, Chordata, Actinopteri, Salmoniformes, Salmonidae. Gene Ontology annotation, molecular function: transmembrane signaling receptor activity; acetylcholine-gated monoatomic cation-selective channel activity. The record is from RefSeq and is a predicted model, not a curated record. The transcript has 11 exons. Gene Ontology annotation, cellular component: neuron projection; postsynaptic membrane; synapse.
GCCUGGAAGGUUGGCAUAGCUAAAGGUUGGUGUACUGGCUGUGGUGGCCUGUUCAACACUCUGGACCUGGGUGCGUGUGUGGGGGAGUGUGUUAACGAUUAGCGACUUGGUUGGACUAUCCAGGUUCCUGCUAAAGGUGGUUAGAGUGCCCACCCAUUGGGAGAGUGAGUACAGUUGGUGGGUAAGGUCGGUACACCCCUACGGUACAGUUUGGUUGGUUUGUUGGUUGCCAGGUGAAGGGGCAAAACAGUGUGGCUCCUUGUGGUCUGAGGUGUUUUGAGGAUGUCUAUGAGGAUGAAGAUGGGAGAGAGGAUGGACCUUCUCCUGUGGGUGGUGUGUGCUUGCCUCUGCCUCACUCUCACUGGAGCGUCAGAAACAGAGAAGCUGCUUCACCAGAAGAUCUUCCGUAACUACAACCUGAAGGUCCGGCCAGCUAAACAAUGGGAGGAGAGAGUCCAGGUCCGAGUGGGGAUGACCCUCUCUCAGCUCGUCAGCCUGAAUGAGAAGAACGAGGAGAUGACAACCAACGUGUUCAUGAAUAUGGCAUGGACCGACUACAGAUUAUCAUGGAAUCCAGAGGAUUAUGAUAAUAUAGACGUCCUCAGGAUUCCUUCCAACAAGGUGUGGCGGCCAGACAUCUACCUCAUCAACAAUAAUGAUGGUCAGUUUGACGUGGCUCUGUAUGUCAACGUGCUGGUCUACAGUGAUGGGACAGUCAACUGGCUGCCUCCUGCUAUCUACCGCAGCAGCUGCCCUAUAGAGGUAACGUACUUCCCAUUUGACUGGCAGAACUGCACCAUGGUGUUCCGCUCCUACACCUACGACUCAUCAGAGGUGGACUUGCAGUACGCCCUGGAUGAGAAAGGAGAGGAGAUACAUGAGAUUAUCAUAGAUGAGAACGCCUUCACUGAGAACGGGGAGUGGGCGAUCUGCCAUAAGCCCAGCAGGAAGAACGUGAACCCAGAGGACCUGUAUGAAGACAUCACCUUCUAUCUCAUCAUCGAGAGGAAGCCUCUCUUCUACGUCGUUAACAUCAUCGUGCCCUGCAUCCUCACCAUGGUCCUGGCCAUCUUUGUCUUCUAUCUACCACCUGGCGCAUGUGAGAAGAUGACCCUGUCCAUCUCUGUCCUCAUCGCUCUCACUGUGUUCAUGCUGCUGCUGGCUGACAAGGUCCCCGAGACCUCCCUGGCCAUCCCUCUUAUUGUUAACUAUGUGAUGUUCACCAUGAUCCUGGUCACCUUCUCUGUCAUCCUCAGUGUGGUGGUCCUCAACUUGCACCAUCGGACCCCCUACACACACAUUAUGCCCCCUUGGGUGCGCAAGGUGUUCAUCCACUUCCUGCCGAAGUACCUGGGCAUGCAGAGGCCCCACCCAGAGGAGCCUUUGGAGGAGGAGCCUAGUGAUGACACGCCCCUCCAGAGCAUCGACGGACGCAGGCCGGGGGGAGAGUACUUCUUCAGGAAGAUCAACCCUGAACUGGUCCUACCCUGGAGAGGCAGGAGUGAGAGUACAGUGCAGCUCCAGAGGUUCUUUGACAGUGACAACUACUGUCUGAUCCUCCCCCCGGACCUCAAGUCAGCCAUCGCUGCUGUCACAUACAUGGCUGAGCAGCUGAAGAAGCAGGACGGCACCGACUCGGAGACAGGAGACUGGCAGUACAUAGCCAUCGUGGUAGACAGGCUGUUCCUGUGGCUGUUUGUCAUCAUCACUACUCUGGGGACUCUGGCCAUGUUCAUGGACGCCAGACUCAACUACACCCCAGACGAACCCUUCCCCCUGAGGCCGUAGUCCGUUCACACACCCCAGCACAGCCACUCUGGUGCUCACAAGGGAUUACAAGAACUACACUUCCCAUAAUUCCAUAGCUGAGUGCCAACUUGUUUUGUAUGACUAGGACCAGAGGUUUUCCCAGGUAAAACUCAGUGUCCUAUGUAUAAUGUAUUGUUGUAUUGUUCGGGAUGACACAGUACCAUGUACUUUUAUAUGAAUAGUCCCCUUCUCUGAUCCUACUCCUUCAUGAAAGCAAUAUAAUCUAAUAUAGACGGUUUAUAGAUUAGCAUCUACUUAAAUAGGACAAAUAUAUUAUUUAUAGAAGUUAUGAAUUGUAAUAUAUUUGAUAUUCUAAUGUGUUUGAAUUUGAAAGGCAAUACACUGCUUGUAGUAUUAAAUAACUGAUUUAAUGUACCAUCCGUUGUCAUAGGAUUAUUCUCUGUAGACAGGUUAGCCUGGGUGCCAGUCUGUUUCUGCCCUCUUGCUAACUCUUUAUGGAAGUGUUGUGCCAUGUUUGGGAGUUGGCAAGAGCACAAACAGAUCUGGGACUAGGCUGUAGUGGUUUCUCUAGUCUGGAUGUAAACUAACCAUGCUUGUAUUGGCAGAUUGACUCGAUUGUUGGCCUCAUUAAUUUGCUUAAGAACAUCUGUUAUGAUCCUCCCCUGAUAAAACUCUACAUCCUCUUAUACCAAGCUAUACUAAUGGCCCAUUCAAACCCAUAGUCUGCCUCUGAAAUGGCACCCUAUUAACUAUAGGGUCCAUAGUGCUCUGGUCAAACAUUACAUAGGAUGCAUCCCUAGAGUGAUUUAUAGAGGUAGAAAUGAAAAAUGAAAGGAUGUUUUGGGAGUGUGAAAGAAUGGUGAUGAACCUCUCACCACCUGCAGUUAGUCAUUUUGACAUAGGGGGGCAGCAGACUGCAGUGUGUAUUUGCCUUCUACUGUUAUUAGCGCCACCACACCAGGUCAGAAGAAUGGGAGUAUGUGAUGGCAUUACUGUCGCUUUCACUUUGCUUUUCAGCUAUUUCAAAAGAUCUGAGUACAUUCAUAAGACAUCACAUCAGAGUUGUUCUUUAUUCCUUGUAUCCUGUGGAGAAUCUGAAUAAACAUGAUGUAUGUUUUCUUUCCACAAUGAUCAU